UGUCUGUGUCUCACUCUCUCUCUCUCUCUCUCUCUCUCUCUCUCUCUCUCUCUCCCCUCACUCUAACUGCCGCUCCCGCCCGCACACACGUUAGCUCUAGUACUGCCCGUGAAACACACGCACGGUAACAGUUUACGUCUCCUCAAGACGAUCGACAGUGGUUGAAAUCAGUCUCUACAGAAAUAGAUUAAGGAUCUGAGGAGCAGAUUUUAAAAGUAUCGACGGCCUGAGCUACAAUGUUUUACUUUCAUUGCCCUCCGCAAUUAGAUGGGGAAUGCUGCCGUAGUAAUACUUUAGGAACAAGUAGUUUUGGAAAUCACACAUCUGGGGAGUUUGAUGAUGGUUUUCUCCGAAGGAAACAGCGCAGGAAUAGAACCACAUUUACUCUGCAGCAGCUAGAAGCCCUGGAAGCGGUUUUUGCUCAAACUCACUAUCCUGAUGUUUUUACAAGAGAAGAACUGGCGAUGAAAAUCAACCUCACAGAAGCGCGAGUCCAGGUCUGGUUUCAAAAUCGGAGAGCCAAAUGGAGAAAGACAGAAAGAGGCAGUUCCGAUCAGGAAGGGGGCAAAGAUCAGCUAAACGACGGGACACCCCCGGUCAGAAAUUUAAAUUCUCCUUCCCCAACUGAACCGUCCAGAAAUAAGAAAGAGCCCCUGGAAAUGCAACCUAGUUUAAACAGAACCGUCGGUCCCGGAGGUCCUUUCUUCCCUUCAUGCUUACCAGGAUCUUUGCUGAACACUGCGACGUACGCACAGGCUUUGUCGCAGGUCGCCACUUUGAAAGGAAGUCCACUUUGUUCUUGCUGUGUGCCAGAUCCAAUGGGGCUUUCCUUCUUGCCCACUUAUGGGUGCCAGAGUAACAGGACUGCAAGUGUGGCCGCCCUUCGGAUGAAGGCAAGGGAACACUCCGAGGCUGUGCUCCAGUCAGCGAACCUCCUUCCAUCUACAAGCAGCAGCCCAGCUCCUGGCACCAAACCAGGAACGCAAGAAGGCAAUUCAGACAAGUCAAACCGUCCCAAGGAGCAUCUUGAAAAGAAAAGAAACUUGUAAAAGAACCAUGUUAAGACUGUAAGACUUUGAGGGGAAACAAGUAUAAGGAAAAAAAAAAUACUUUCUGGAUAUUAUGGAUUUAACGCUACUGCCUCUAAUUUACAGAAAUGCCAAGCUGUCAUCUGAAGUUUACUUAGAUGAAACAGAUCAACAGAAAUAAUAAAUGCUUAUAAAUUAUUAAAUUAAUUCAUCUUUUUUU
This is a messenger RNA of Polypterus senegalus (gray bichir), 1248 nucleotides long. RefSeq names its product dorsal root ganglia homeobox (gene drgx). Gene Ontology annotation, molecular function: DNA-binding transcription factor activity, RNA polymerase II-specific; RNA polymerase II transcription regulatory region sequence-specific DNA binding. Bases 237 to 1049 code for a protein of 270 amino acids. The transcript is spliced from 7 exons. Gene Ontology annotation, biological process: regulation of transcription by RNA polymerase II. Lineage: Eukaryota; Metazoa; Chordata; Cladistia; Polypteriformes; Polypteridae. The record is from RefSeq and is a predicted model, not a curated record.